Candidozyma auris is the source of this 2463-nucleotide messenger RNA. RefSeq lists its product as uncharacterized. The transcript has a single exon. Lineage: Eukaryota; Fungi; Ascomycota; Pichiomycetes; Serinales; Metschnikowiaceae. The record is from RefSeq and is a predicted model, not a curated record. Gene Ontology annotation, cellular component: membrane. The coding region runs from base 1 to 2463 and encodes 820 amino acids. Gene Ontology annotation, molecular function: sulfate transmembrane transporter activity. Gene Ontology annotation, biological process: transmembrane transport.
AUGAAGAGCCCUUCGGGACGUGGCAGAGCGAAUGUCAAGGAAAGAGAAGAUCUUGAGCGCAUUUCGUCUCCAAACGCCAGAAUCGUUUCUGGACGCAGAGUCAACAGAGAGAAAGAGCCCUUGCUUCGACAAGGCGACUCAGAGCCCACCACUGCUUCCUGCUCCCAUCUCAAACCCGGAAGAAGACCCAUAGACGCAGAGAUGCUCAGCUUACGGUCGCAUCCAGGGGAAUCCUCCUCUCUGAUGGACCACUCAUACAGCAUAGAUACACCACUCAUGAGAGGUGGUGAAGGGCGCCUUAAGCACCAGGGGUCGCUGAUUUCUGAGUAUACGCCUGCUUUGAGACAUCACCUGCCGCCAUGGUCGGUUUUACUUCCCUACUACCUCCCGAUCUUGUCGUGGGUGCAUGAAUAUUCGUUAUCUCACUUUGUGGGUGACCUAAUAGGUGGUGUUUCGCUUGCGUCCUUUCAGAUCCCUCUUGCGAUCUCAUACUCCAUUUCGUUGGCAAAGCUGCCGAUAACAUGUGGUUUGUACUCGUUGGGUAUUUCACCAUUGAUCUACUGUGUGUUUGGCUCGGUUCCCCAGAUGAUUGUGGGGCCCGAAGCUCCUAUCUCGUUGAUUGUGGGUCAAGCAGUCGAGCCGCUUUUGCAUCAUGCUAAGAAGAAGAACAUCGACCCCGUGGUGUACAUUUGUGCAAUCACGUUGGUUAGUGGUGCUACCUUGCUUGGGUUUGGCAUUGCUAGGUUUGGAUUCCUAGAUAACGUGCUUUGUGAAAGUCUCUUAAAAGGCUUCAUCUGUGGUGUGGGCAUUGUCAUGGUGAUAAAUUCUUCCAUAUCGAUGUUGGGUCUCAAUGGGAUCAUGGAAGACGUUAUCAAGGAUAGUGAUGAUAUGGACAUUCACUCACCUUUUGAUAAGGUGCGCUUUUUGAUGUACCAUUAUCAUGAAUCCCACCCGUUGACUAUGAGAGUCAGCUUCAUCGCUUUUUUCAUUGUCAUCGCUUUACGCUACUCUAAGUCGCGUGCUUCAAAAUCCCCCAGAUGGAGAUAUACCAUCUACAUUCCAGAGAUCUUGAUUGUGGUGCUUGCGUCGACCAUUCUCUGCUACAAGUAUCGCUGGAAUCACAGAGGCCUAGAGAUUGUGGGCUCACUAGAAGAUGUCACAGACCCUUUGAAAUUAUAUCACCCAUUCUCCAAGAAGAUGUGGCCCUUGGUUCGUCACUUGGCCUCCUCGGGUUUCACUUGUGCCAUGCUUGGCUUUUUUGAAUCUACCACAGCAUCCAAAUCUCUUGGAUCACGCUACGACUUACCCAUCUCUUCGAAUCGUGAAUUGGUAGCGUUGGGAGCCAUCAAUGUCGCGGGUUCGUUUGUUGGUGCCUUGCCAGCAUUUGGUGGUUAUGGAAGAUCCAAAGUGAACGCCAUAUCAGCAAAAACUACAGUCUCGGGAGCUAUUAUGGGAAUCAUAGCUUUGUGUACUGUAGGUUCCGUUCUAGAAUAUCUUCACUAUAUUCCUAAGAGCACCUUGAGUGUUGUCACUGCAGCUAUUGGUAUCUCUCUCAUUACAGAAACGCCACAAGAACUUUACUUUCACUGGAUCAGUAAAGGUUAUGACGAACUUAUCACAUUUUUCAUAACCGUAUUGACAACAUUGUUCUUCUCCAUGGAAGCCGGCAUUGCGGUUGGCUUGAUCUACUCCUUACUCAGAGUAAUCAGAAACUCCGCAGAGUCCCGUAUCCAAAUUUUAGGACGUGUUCCUGGAACUAACACGUUUCUUGAUGCCGACCUUCAUCUGCAAGCUUACGAGGAAGGCAUCGAGGAGUAUACCGAUGAUCAGAGCAAGGGUAUUCCCCAACUCAAUUUGUUCACAGACAAUUUCAGACCACUCAACUAUCAGGCUCUUGAAGAAAUUGAAGGUUGCUUGAUAAUCAGGAUCCCAGAGCCCUUGACGUUUACGAAUGCCAGUGAUCUUCGUGCUCGUUUAAAGCGAGUGGAAAUGUACGGUUCUGUCAAAGCUCACCCUGCACUGAAACGAAGCAGAGACAUGUCCAUGACGAAAUACAUGAUCUUUGAUCUCGAAGACAUGAUCUACAUAGAUUCUUCUGCAGCCAAUAUUCUCAAGACCUGGCUUGUUGCCCACCAAAAGAAGGGGAUCAAGUCCUUCUUUGUGAGAGUGACCAAAACUCCCAAGUUGAGAAAGAGACUUAAGAAUACUGGCAUCAAGGACAUUCUUGCACAAGACCUUGAGUCAAUACGGUACGGAGAAAUACAAGAACGUGCCAUGGCGCUCACUCAAACGCCAACUUUCGAAAGCAAUGUGGAGGAAUUCUCCAUAAGCGAGAACGAAGCGGAAGAGAUCAGACCGGUGACAGAGAAAGCAGGGUCACCUUACUUCGAUCAUAUCAGAUCAGCACUCAAGCUUAUUGAUGCCUAUGAGCAAUUAGAACAAUCCAGUUUAGAAGGUGUUUAA